Messenger RNA from Parasteatoda tepidariorum (common house spider), 762 nucleotides. RefSeq lists its product as uncharacterized. The record is from RefSeq and is a predicted model, not a curated record. Lineage: Eukaryota; Metazoa; Arthropoda; Arachnida; Araneae; Theridiidae.
AUGCCAGAAUCUACGGAAACUGCUGAUCAACAAAUUGCUCGUGUCACUGUAAAGCCGCCACCUGUUUGGAGAGCUAAUCCAGAAUUGUGGUUCAGACAAAUUGAAAGUCAGUUCACUCUUGCUGGAGUAACUACAGAAUCAACGAAAUUUCACCAUGUAGUUUCUGCUCUACAACCGGAGGAACUGGCGAUUAUCAGCGAUAUUGUUGUCAGUCCACCUGAGGAUGAGCCUUUCACCGCACUUAAAAAAAGAUUGUGCGCUCAAUAUGCUGAAUCUGAAGCUCAACGCUUAAGGGAUUUGAUUUCGGGGAUGCAACUUGGAGAGCGCCGUCCUUCAGGACUGCUUCUGGAAAUGCGGAAUAAAGCCGGUGCGAGAAUUAACGAUGAACUUCUUAAAUCUUUAUUUUUGCAGAGGUUGCCUACUAAUGUUCAACAGAUUUUGGCGAUUUCCAACGAUAAUUUGGACAAGCUGGCGGAGAUGGCGGAUGGUAUCAUGGCUACAACAACUAACGCACAGUCAGUGAGCGUAGUUGCUGGUUCGACGGAUCAGACGGAUUUACGGUCUUUAUUGACAGAGAUCACAGCUCGUCUCGCACGGUUGGAAGCCCGUACAAGUGACCGGUCGAGAAGUACUAGUCAGAAACGCUCUACUAGCCGAAGCCGACAGUCUUCAAAUUCACAGUAUUGCUGGUAUCAUAAAAUAUUCAAGCGACGAGCAACAAAAUGCCGACCUCCAUGUUCGUUCCUGCCGGAAAACUGCUGA